AUGGAAGUUUUUGGGGACCACAACAAAAUAAUCAAGGAGUUUGCAGAGAACAUUUUAGCUAAAGAUUUAGCUAUUGAAUCGGGUUUCCAAUCUGAUGAAGACAUGGCCGAAACUGCUAGACUUAAAGUAGAUUUAUGGAGAGUGGAAAAGCGCUUGGAAUCCAUCUGGAUACAAAAAUCUAGACUCAAAUGGAAUGUUGAGGGUGAUAAAAAUACUAAAUUCUUCCACAUUAUGGCCUCCUCUUAUUAUAGAAAUAAUCAUAUUUCCUCAUUCUUGUGGAUGGAACUCUGGGAAGCAGGGGUUAAGUUUGAUAUUGACGGCCUUGAUUUUGAUCAGAUUACAGAAUUGCAGGCUGCCUCCUUGAUUAAACCUUUUCAGGCACCAGAGGGUCCAGACGGGUUCAAUUUUUAUUUCAAUCAUAGAGCUUUACCAAUGAUGAAGGAUGUUAUUGUUGAUUUUUUUGCGAAAUUUCAUAAAUUUAGUACCUUAACUAAAGGUAUUAUUUCUUCUGUUAUGGUUCUGGUUCCGAAAAUGGCACGGUCAUCCAACAUAAAAGAUUUAUCGCCCUAUUAG
Molecule: messenger RNA, 573 nt
Organism: Mercurialis annua (annual mercury)
Lineage: Eukaryota; Viridiplantae; Streptophyta; Magnoliopsida; Malpighiales; Euphorbiaceae
Exons: 3
Coding region: 1-573 (190 amino acids)
Source: RefSeq, a predicted model, not a curated record